Messenger RNA from Microthlaspi erraticum, 279 nucleotides. NCBI's taxonomy places the organism in Eukaryota, Viridiplantae, Streptophyta, Magnoliopsida, Brassicales, Brassicaceae. The record is from the annotation of a GenBank genome assembly.
AUGGUCUUAGAACUGCCUCAACGCUUCCAAUUUACCAAGAUCUCGCUUCCAACUCGGGUUCGUGCGAUUCCACUGCGUACCCAAACUCCAGUUUUCCUGAAUCACGAUUCCUUAGCGAUUCCGUGCGCUUCCGGUUCCGAUUCCGAUUCCGAAGCGGGAAUCGUGUGUUCAUUAGCGCUUCCGUGCAUUGUAUCUGAUACAAACAGGAAGAGAAUAGCAGUCCAAACACAGAAAUUAAACAACAUUAGCAAAGAGAAGAAUAGUCAACAAUCCGAUUGA